CGAGGACGCUAGUGCCCCCAGUGAGGAUCACCACUCAGUGCCCUUCAUCUGCUGACUUUGUUCCUGCCCCCAACAGGUUGAUCCUGCCCAGUGACCCACCUCCAUCCCCCGUCUCCACCGCCCGCCAUGAACCACGGCCCCCAGCUCAUCACCUUCACCCGUGCCCGGGAGCAGUCGGACUGCUGGAAGGAUGGGCACCUCCGGAAACAGGUCGGCUCCCCUGCCAACCGCCGGGAAAAGGAGGGGGACGGGGAGGGCGAGGACGCCCGGAGCUUCUACGAGAGUCUCCUGGCCUCGGGCGAGAGCUCCAGCCUCCCACGGAAACGCAAGGCUCCACUGACGCACUCCAGGGUGCUUGAGCCACCCAUCGCCCGGCCAGAGCAGACGGACCCUCGUAGAGGGAACCUCCUGCUGAGAUCGGCCCAGGAGGGUGACAUGGGAACCCUGCGGCGGCUGCUGGAGAAGGAGGGGUGUGAUGUGAACUACCGGGACGGUUACUACUGGACGGCGGUGAUGUGUGCCGCUUACGCAGGCCAGGGGGAGGCCGUGAGGUACCUGCUGACCCGGGGAGCCGCAUGGGUGGGAGUGUGCGAGUCGCAGGGGCGGGACGCGGUGGACUUAGCCGAGGAAGCCGGGCACCAGGACGUGGUGAGGAUCCUUCAGGAGCGUGAAACGGCUCAGCCAGAGGAGAGGAUGGCCAGCAGGAGGACUCCAGUGGAGAGGAAAUACUGCACCGUGUGCCAGACACAUUACAGUGAAGACAGCGUGGAGCUCCACGAACGCUCCACUGCCCACCUCUUCAACCGGCGCGACCCGCUCCCUCCAACCCGCUACCACAUCCCCGAGAGCAACGUUGGCUUCCAGCUCAUGGUCAAGGGGGGCUGGGACUGCGAGGCUGGGCUGGGGCCUGAGGGCACCGGCCGUAAAUUCCCCGUCCAGACUGUCCUCAAGAGGGACCAGAAGGGCCUGGGUUUCCGUAGCGACCUCCGGCCCAAGGUCACCCACUUCAACGCCAAUGACCCCAGUGCCGUGGCAUGGCCCAAGAAGCAGCCUAGGACGGAACGGGCAGCUACAGUGGGGAAGAGAGAGGCCCGUCGCAGAGAGGCCAAAGCAAAGGCCUGGGAGCGUGACCUCCGCACCUACAUGAACCUUGACCUUUGAACUCUUGGGAUCAACAGCACCUGUUGUCAUUCAGGUACUGGGAUUGCUUGGAUGGUGCACCGUCAUGAGCUUUGACCUUUAACCUUUCAUGAUCAGUAGCCCCUAUAACCAUUCAGCUAUUUGGAUUGCCGGGAUGGUGUGUCUACACAAAGCCUGACAUUUAACCCACAGUGACUAAUCAAUAACUCUAAAACGGUGUCACCAAUUGGAUUAACCAGAUGGGGUCCCUUCCAGGAACUUCAACCUGUGGUACUUCUGACAUCUGUACCGUUAACCAACAAACCUACAGCCUCUGAAACUGUUUAGCCAAUCAGAUCCCUCAUGUCUACAUGAACGCUGACCUUUAAACUGUGAUGUCAUCUCUGUGGUGCACCAUUAACAAUACAUGCACGGUCCUUGAAAGUGUUCAGCCAGUUGACUUCCUUGACUGGUUGGACGCCAACCCCUAACACAAUGUUGACCAUUAACCGUGGGCAUCUCAGUGGCAUUGCUGUACCGUUAACCAGUGAGCCUACAGCCCUUUAAAGCAUUUGGCCUAUUGGAUUCCUGGAUUGGCAGGAUGAUAUGACCUCACUUGUCUUAAAGGGCCAGUUGUGAUCAGGGAAGAGACACAUCUCUGCACUCCUGAGGGUCUUAGAACGCCAGAACUGCUGACCAAAGCAAUGCGCAGAAGCUCUCGUUCCUGUAACCCAAGAGGAGAUAAUUCAAUGAUGGGAAUGUGGCCUGUGCUCUGUUCUCCCUUCCGCUUAGAAAGCAGUGAGAUAUUUGGGUGGGAAAAGACACCAGCAGGACUUUUGGAUCUCUGGGGAUUUUGCUGCAUUCACUGAUUGGUGCGGGGCAACCAGUCUCCUCACUUGUUGUCAGGAUUCUGUUUGAUCAGAAAUCUUUGAGAGAGAAUAAAUAUGGUCCCUCACUGAUUGUUUUAGGUCUUUAAUAAUUACCCCUUUCAAAGCAAUCUGGAUUUCCUAAUUACUCUAAGAUCAGACUCCAGCCCUGACUCUCUGUUACAUUCCAAAUUUACCCCAUGUCUCCCUGACUCAGGUGGUGUCACUCUGGAUUCAGUGAGGGCAGAACCAGGCCCUGCCUCCAUUGACAUCUGGAUUUAGCUCAGGGUCACUGAGAUCAGUGUCCAGACCUUUCUUUUUUAUUUUUUUGUAAAGUCAACAAAACGGACCUUUUAUUUCUUCCAGAUGCCUUUUCUUGCUGCUGAUGCUUCCUCUGCUUUGUUCACAAACCCUGACCUCAUACUCUCGGUCUCUUUGAUUUUUUGUUUGAUAAAGACACAGAAACUCAUUCGCUCACAGCCCACUACGUGGCUGUACUAACACCCAGCAGAAGCCAUCAAGUUGGUUGUGACCUAGAAACAUCUUUCUGCUGGUCAGUUUUAUUCUUUCAAGAAAGAGGCAGCAGGGGGGAAAAAAUGUAAUCUCAGAUUUAGAGUUGGCUGGAGAAAAGGAUUUCCCCCCCCCCCCCCCAUGGAAAAUUUCAACACAUUACAUUUUACACUAUCAUUGAUUGUUUUCUGCAGAGAAUUUCAAUGUUGGGGCGAAAUCUCAAAAACUGAAUUGUUUUGAUUCAAAGCAGGGCCGUGUAGGAGUUGUCAUUCCAGGGCCUUGUUCUCUUUGGGCCAGAGUGGAUCUUCUAUGAUGCAUCCCUGCUAGGGACUCCUAUAACACCCACCCCUCAUCCAGAGAAGAGAACAUGGUGCAUCAUGGGAGAUGUAGUUCUUCCAAAGAGCAUGCCCAUAGAGAAUGUGGUACCUGAAUUACAACUCCCAUGGGCACCACUUGGAAGUUUUCUGUGGGCCAGGUUCCUGGGCUGAACUGUACCUCCCCUCUUGCUGAGAGGAGUGACACCAAUUCACACCAGCUGGGGUUCUGAUCCCAUCAACAUCCCCAGAGGAGCGGCUGAUUGACACCAGCUGGGGAUCUGGCCCAAAGCCUCACACAUCUAUCACUACGGUCAUCUGUAAGUAACUGUCCAGAA
Messenger RNA from Mauremys mutica (yellowpond turtle), 3147 nucleotides. RefSeq names its product G-patch domain and ankyrin repeats 1 (gene GPANK1). The record is from RefSeq and is a predicted model, not a curated record. Gene Ontology annotation, molecular function: protein binding; nucleic acid binding. Bases 127 to 1161 code for a protein of 344 amino acids. NCBI's taxonomy places the organism in Eukaryota, Metazoa, Chordata, Testudines, Geoemydidae. The transcript has 2 exons.